AUGGCCGAUCAGGCCAAGAAUGCAGCCGCUGGCGCGCAAGAUAAAGCGCAGGAUGCUACAAAGGGCACGCCAGUCUCAGGGGCUCAAGAGAAGGUCAAGACUGCCACAGACUCGGCUCUAGGGACGGUUCAGAAUGUGGGCAGCAAGGUGGCAACCAAGGGGCAGUCCAUCCUCGAUUCGAUAUUUCCUCCUGAGAAGCGGGCGGCGUUUCUCGCGAAGCUGCAGUCUUUCAUGCUCGCGAACCCCAAGCUAUCCGCAUUCCUGGGCAUGAACAUCGCCCUCACCGGCAUACCUCUGGGUCUCUUCAUUCUCUUCAGCAUUGUCGUCUUCAUCACGGCGCUAGUCAUAGCACUGGUCGUCGCUCUGCUGGCUGCCGUCAUAUUCACCCUCUUCUGCGUCGGCACCGCAUUGGUGAUUGUCUUCCCAGCAGUCCUGUUCACGACAGGUGCGGCGUGCUUCUUGUUCCUCUGGGGUUUGGGAGGGUAUUACAUCCUCAAAUGGGCCAACGGAGCAGAAAGCAAAGAAGGCUCUCAACAACCAGCAGAAGGCUCUUCUAUCGGCGACUCACUCAAUCGCCUCACAGGAGGCAGGCUCGACGGCUUCAUGGAAGGUGCUCGAGCGCAGAAUGCCAAGAAAGACAUUUCCGGAUAUUCAGACCGCUUCACGAAGCCACAAGAACAGCCUGAAGGACAGGAGACGGGGACGACUCAGAAUGGCGCGCCGGAUUCUAAGAAACAAGUGGGUGACAACACCGAGCAACCCACCGACGCCAGCUCUGGCACCUCUAAACCGGCGGCUGACUCGAGCAACGCAGUGAAAUCCGCGACAAGCACCAUAGGCGCGGCCAGCGGCUGA
Zasmidium cellare ATCC 36951 is the source of this 855-nucleotide messenger RNA. RefSeq lists its product as uncharacterized. The record is from RefSeq and is a predicted model, not a curated record. The transcript has 2 exons. Lineage: Eukaryota; Fungi; Ascomycota; Dothideomycetes; Mycosphaerellales; Mycosphaerellaceae. The coding region runs from base 1 to 855 and encodes 284 amino acids.